AAAUGGAUGCUCCACUGAGAGCACUCACAUGGCCUCGGCCACAUGCACUGAGGGCUGGGUUGAAGGGUGCUGUAGUUCAGAUACCUAAUGUUUCCUUAAGAAGCGUAUGUUGAAGAUUUUGGUCCUUGACUGCCCAGAGAAUGACCUACAAGAGCCACACUUCAAGCUGUGAACGAGCGUGUCUAUUAAGAAUGAAACAGCUUUUCUCCUUUCCUCCGACAUCAUGCACACUACGCCUGGUUCGGCUUCUCGCCGUGUCUUCUCACAAGACCUUCAGAAUCAAGCGAUUCCUAGCCAAGAAACAAAAGCAAAAUCGUUCUCUUCCUCAGUGGAUUCGGAUGAAAACUGGUAACAAAAUCAGGCACAACUCUAGGAGGAGACACUGGGGAAGAGGGAAGCUGGAUCUGUAAGGAUCCACACAAUGAAAAGACUGAGAGUUUAUACUCAUUGUGGUUGUCAAUCAGUCCUACCAGAUGGAUUUCAACAUUUUUAACCUGAGACUUGUGUCUAGAUUAGGGUGCUUGUCCAAUAAUAAAAUUUAGAACUUGUCAAACUGAAAAAAAAAAAAGAAUGAAACAAGUCAGAGUAAAAGAGGAAGAAGGGGAGGAGGAGAAG
Rattus norvegicus (Norway rat) is the source of this 615-nucleotide messenger RNA. NCBI's taxonomy places the organism in Eukaryota, Metazoa, Chordata, Mammalia, Rodentia, Muridae. The record is from RefSeq and is a predicted model, not a curated record.